This is a messenger RNA of Trypanosoma rangeli, 1230 nucleotides long. RefSeq names its product procyclic form surface glycoprotein. Bases 1 to 1230 code for a protein of 409 amino acids. The transcript has a single exon. Lineage: Eukaryota; Euglenozoa; Kinetoplastea; Trypanosomatida; Trypanosomatidae. The record is from RefSeq and is a predicted model, not a curated record.
AUGUGCUUCGAUAUCCUUGGCGCGGUUGAGAAUUUAUACAAGACUGUUGUGGCGUUUGCCUGUUGUCUAAUCAUUGGCGGUCCCGCUCUUAUCAUUGCGGGCGGCAUACUCCUCAACAAAGGAGACGGGAAGAAAGCGUUCACCGAGGCCGUGAAGGAGUUUGACCCCACGUUUAUCAAUACGUGGGCCGGGAAUAUUAACGAUGCCCCGAUUACUGUGAGACGCGAGUCGCUAAACGUCGAAGGUGUGACGGGGGCCACCUCCGUCUUUGCGGAAGCCACCAUUCCUGUUGGAAAUUCGCGUUCAUCAGGAAUGCUUUCUAUUUCUGUGAAUGUUUUCAAUGUGACCCCUUUCAAUCGAGGCGCCAUUUUCCAGAUUACCAGGAAAUUAAAUUUUGACUGUUCUUCAACUUCAUGUGGUGCCGGAAAAUCUUGCCACUGUGACACUGAAGCUCGCAAUUUUCAGGAUAAAUGCAGCGCUAUGAAUGGCCGUUUGGAUGCUUACCCCAAAUGGUGUCGAUCGGGCCAUAAAUGUGGCCAGUGCACUGUGACUCUUUAUCUCAGUCGAGUAUACCUUGUGGUUCAGGAGGUCAGCAAAGGAAAAUACGCUGAGGAUACUACCCUCCAAAGUGCCAAGUACCCUUUUCAUGCGACCGACAACGACUAUAAGCCGAAUGUGCCAAGUACCGUUGCGGUGCGCCUGUACAGCAACAAGGACCCCUACAUCGCUUUGCAGCGUGAGACGCAGGGAACUGGCGAAUUCGGCCCAAAUCCGCGUACGGUUGGUAUUGUUCUGAUUGUUCUUGGAGUCUUAUUUUUGUUGCUGGAAGUUUGUGUUGCCACUGCGAUAAUCUGCUACUGUAUGCGGCGAAAUAAGACGACAUCAGACGCGCCGCCCAAUUUUUCAGCCGAUAAUUAUCAAACUUCAGGGGUGGGUGGGGUUGACCACAAUAUGCCUUCUCAGUCACCGCCACCGCCACAGGGUUACACGUAUGGCCAGCCGCCACCGCCACAGGGUUACACGUAUGGCCAGCCGCCACCGCCACAGGGUUACACGUAUGGCCAGCCACCGCCGCCACAGGGUUACACGUAUGGCCAGCCGCCACCGCCACAGGGUUAUACGUAUGGCCAGCCGCCACCGCCACAAGGUUACACGUAUGGCCAGCCGCCACCGCCACAAGGUUACACGUAUGGCCAGCCGCCACCGCCACAGGGUUAUAAGUACAACUAA